GGAGGGCUCGGGGCACGCGCUCUGCCUGCCAUGGGCAUUUCGCGCGACUCGCAGCACAAGCGGCGGCUGACGGGCGGCAAGAAGCCGCACCACCACAAGAAGCGCAAGCAUGAGAUGGGCCGCCAAAUGGCGAUGACCAAGAUUGGCGCGAAGCGCAUCCACCCUGUGCGCUGCCGCGGCGGCAACAUGAAGUUCCGCGGCAUCCGGCUGGACACGGGGAACUUCUCGUGGGGGUCGGAGGUGUGCACGCGGAAGACGCGCAUCCUCGACGUCGUCUACAACGCCUCCAACAACGAGCUUGUGCGCACAAAGACGCUUGUCAAGAGCGCCGUGGUGCAGAUUGACGCGACGCCGUUCCGGCAGUGGUACGAGGCGCACUAUGGCGCGACGCUCGGCAAGAAGCGGAAGGACAAGGCGGGGGAUGAGAAGGACGCGACGCCCGUCCAGCGGUCGAGCUCGGUGCAGAAAAAGAUCGCGGCGCGCCAGGCUGAGAAGAUCAUCGACCCCAACAUCAACUCCCAGUUCGACACGGGCCGUCUCCUCGCCUGCAUCUCCUCGCGGCCGGGCCAGUGCGGCCGGUGCGAUGGCUACAUCCUCGAGGGCAAGGAGCUCGAGUUCUAUGUCAAGAAGAUGGCGCGUAAGAAGAAGUAGACACAUGCCGCUGCAACUUCCGCCCCAGCGCGCCCAUCUUGUGGUCGAUGUGAGCUAGCUCGGUGGAGAGCGGCCGCAGGCCCACGGCAUGUUGUGCGAGUAUGUAUGUAACUAGUGAGAGCAUUUGGGUUUGGGGAGGGCGCGAGUGGGAGA
Messenger RNA from Emiliania huxleyi CCMP1516, 804 nucleotides. RefSeq lists its product as hypothetical. The coding region runs from base 31 to 651 and encodes 206 amino acids. Lineage: Eukaryota; Haptophyta; Isochrysidales; Noelaerhabdaceae. The record is from RefSeq and is a predicted model, not a curated record. Gene Ontology annotation, molecular function: structural constituent of ribosome. Gene Ontology annotation, biological process: translation; maturation of SSU-rRNA from tricistronic rRNA transcript (SSU-rRNA, 5.8S rRNA, LSU-rRNA). The transcript has 3 exons. Gene Ontology annotation, cellular component: cytosolic small ribosomal subunit; ribosome.